GAGUGCAUUUCGUUCCAUCAGAAAACCAGAAGAAAGCACGAAGCUUUCUCUCUCUAACUCUUUCUCUCUAGAGUUUUAGCCUUCGAGUUUCAUUUACUUUUUGAAUUGGGAAUUCAGAUUCGAAUUCGUAGAGCUGGCCUAUGUGAAUGUAGAGGAUCCAAUCGAAGCUUUUUCUCUGAGUCUGCGAGAGCUUGGAGAGAUACAUUCCAAGAGUUUCCGAAGUAGAAUUCGAUUGCGAUUUUGUUGGGCUCAUUUCGAAGAGAUUCGACCCGUUUUCUGAAGAAAUCUCAACUAGUUUUCUGAGAGUAUCAGGGAGACGAGCUCUGAAUUUCGAUCGUUUCGUCGAUUUUUGGGUGUAGAUUUGCAUUUUGCGGUCUCAAAGGCCGAGCAGAACAAGAUUUCCCAGAAAAAGCAAAACUUCAACUUCAAGUUCUGGAUUGUAGGUGGUUGAGAAAUCUGAGCAUUACAGAUGGAAAGGGACCGUACCAGCAGUAGAGAUAGAACCGGCGGGGAUGCAUUCCGUCUCCGCCGAGGUUGCGAUCCGACACCAAACGACGUCGGACUUCGUUUUGCAGUGGGGGAACCGCAAGCGCCUCCGGUGUAUGAAGAUCCAGGUCAAGGAGAAGGACGACUCGAGCGGCGCCCCGGUUACCCGAACCACGGUCCGGGUUGAUCGCCGGGUCGUUCGACCCGAUAAGGACUUGGCCAAUCAGCCUUCCACCACCGUUAAUCAGACGAGUAACGGGUAUUUGAAUCUCCGUCAACGGCCGUUAUCUCCGCAGCAACCGCUACCUCAGCGUAUUCUCAGAAACUCAGAGAUUACGAGCGCUGCUGCCAUGAGAGGCCAGAGCAACGGCGGAGGAGGGGUGAGGGGAAUUACCUCGCCGGACAGGGGUGCGCACGAUAAGAAAAACCACCACCACCAUAAUGAGAUUAAUCAUCACAACAAGUCUGCAGCGUCUUCGGACACGGCGCACGAUAGCAAGAAGGGCGGGUCUUCGUCGGGGAGCGGAGAGGCGGCGGCGGGGCCACCGAUGGUGUGGCCGCCGAAGUUCGUGAUUGCUUUGACCAAUAAAGAGAAAGAGGAGGACUUCAUGGCGAUUAAAGGGUCCAAAUUGCCUCAGAGACCAAAGAAGCGUGCCAAGUUCAUCCAACGCACCCUCAAUCUUGUGAGCCCGGGAGCAUGGCUUUGUGAUCUGACGCUGGAACGGUACGAGGUCCGGGAGAAGAAGAUUUCCAAAAAGAGACCAAGAGGGUUAAAGGCAAUGGGCAAUGUGGUGGAGUCUGACUCUGAAUAAAACGAGGUUUAGUAAAAAAAGAUAGAAUUAUAGGGUUUGUGUUGAUGACGAAGAUGACAAGGUUGAGAGGAUCUUAGUUUUCUUCUUCUUCCUUUUUUGCCUUCGUUUCGAAGGGAUGAGAAAAUGUUAGAACUCUGUAAAUCUUCCACCUUUCAACAGUCUGAAAUAAUGAACGGAUUUGAUUUCCGUUUGUGUA
This is a messenger RNA of Pyrus x bretschneideri (Chinese white pear), 1494 nucleotides long. RefSeq lists its product as uncharacterized. NCBI's taxonomy places the organism in Eukaryota, Viridiplantae, Streptophyta, Magnoliopsida, Rosales, Rosaceae. The transcript is spliced from 7 exons. The record is from RefSeq and is a predicted model, not a curated record. The coding region runs from base 513 to 1298 and encodes 261 amino acids.